This is a messenger RNA of Uncinocarpus reesii 1704, 720 nucleotides long. RefSeq lists its product as uncharacterized. NCBI's taxonomy places the organism in Eukaryota, Fungi, Ascomycota, Eurotiomycetes, Onygenales, Onygenaceae. The transcript has 3 exons. The coding region runs from base 1 to 720 and encodes 239 amino acids. The record is from RefSeq and is a predicted model, not a curated record.
AUGGGCAACAUUCUCUCUACCCUAGCAGACCUAGCACAGGACGACCGGGGUCGCAAGUCUACACGCAAGCACUGCAGCUGCGACAAAUGCAGGCCCCGUUCGAGGUCCCGGCGGCGCCAAAAGUCGAGGGAGAAGAAGAAAAAACAGGCGCCUGAUAGCCUACUGAACGGCCUCCUCGUUUCUGCGGCCGAUUUUCUCAAGGCUGAGACUGAGCACGUCAAAGUGCGCACAGAGCAAAGGAAAAAGAACCGGAGGGAGGACAGGCAGCCUGAACCUGUCGUGGCUGCUCCUCCGCCUGCACCGGGACUGUCGCCAGUCUCCCAAGGGGUAUAUGUGCCUCCGCUUGCCACGGGAGCGUUGAGAGAUGUCCAUGCGAUGCCGCGCAACGACUUUGCAGGAGGCGCUGGGAAUGGUUCUAGAGUGAUGGACGGUCAUGGCACUCAGCAGACUUUCUACACGGCACGAGAAACGCAGCAGCAGCAGCAGCAGCAACAACCGCAGCAACAGCACUCGAUGAGAAGACGGCGAGGAGGGAGGCGACAUGAAGUGCCCCCUGAUACCGACGAAGAUUCCUCGAUGUUUGAAGGCGGAUGGCAAGCCAACCCGCGACCGCCGCCCAACAGGGUCCAUCAGACGCAGAGGCCGAUGCCUCCCAGAGAAGAGGGCACUGCGAGGUUUUUUGGUCCUGACCAGGAGUCGGCACGGAGGGAUUCGGUGUAG